AUGGUGCCCCAUCGCCCCCCUGGAAGCGGGCUCCUGCUGCUGCUCCUCCUGCUCCUCCUCCUGCUCCUUGGCCCGGACUGUCUGCUGGGGGCGCCUGGGGAUGGCGCUCUGCCCGGCACCAGGCGGGUGAAACGUGGCUGGGUCUGGAACCAGUUCUUCGUGGUGGAGGAGUACACGGGCACAGAGCCGCUGUACGUGGGGAAGAUUCACUCGGACUCCGACGAGGGCGACGGCUCCAUCAAGUACACCAUCUCCGGGGAAGGUGCCGGCACCAUCUUCCUGAUCGAUGAGCUGACGGGGGACAUUCAUGCCAUGGAGCGCCUGGAUCGCGAGCAGAAAGCCUUCUACACGCUGCGGGCUCAGGCGCGUGACCGCCAGACCAACCAGCUGCUGGAGCCUGAGUCGGAGUUUGUCAUCAAGGUGCAGGACAUCAACGACAGCGAGCCCCAGUUCCCGGGGGGGCCCUACAUUGGGAGUGUGGCUGAGCUCUCCCCCAUCGGGACUUCGGUGCUGCAGGUCCUGGCCUCCGAUGCAGACGACCCCAGCUACGGGACCAGCGCCCGGGUGGCCUACAGCGUCCUGGAGGGGGAGCAGCACUUCACCGUGGACAGCAAGACUGGUGUGAUCCGGACGGCUGUGGCCAACCUGGACCGGGAGACCCAGGACCGCUAUGAGGUGGUGGUCCGGGCCACGGAUAUGGCGGGGCAGCUGGGGGGCCUCUCAGGCUCCACGACCGUCACCAUCGUCAUCACUGACGUCAACGACAACCCCCCUCGCUUCCCCCAGAAGAUGUACCAGUUCAGCAUGGUGGAAACGGCACCGGUGGGCACGCUGGUCGGGCGAGUGAGGGCGGAGGACGCCGACGUCGGGGAGAACACAGACAUGGCCUACCAGAUGAAGGAGGAGGGGGCCCUGGGGCCCUUCCUGGUGGCCACCGACAGCAACACCCAGGAAGCCCUGAUCUCCCUGCAGCAGCCUCUGGACUUCGAGGCCCAGGCGGUGCACACUGUGGUCCUGGAGGCCCUGAAUAAGUUUGCGGAGCCCCGCUUUAUGGGCCUGGACACCUUCCGGGACCAGACCCUGGUGCUGGUCUCUGUGCUUGACGCGGACGAGCCCCCUGAGUUCCGGCCUCCCGGCGGCCCCCUGGAAGUGCAGGAGGAUGCGCUGGUGGGCUCCCUGGUGGGGGUGGUCUCCGCGGUGGACCCCGAUGCGGCCAGCAGACCCGUCCGGUACGCCCUUGAGCCCCCUGAGGGCACGGAGCAGAUUUUUGGUAUCGACCCCGAGACUGGAGCCAUCCUGACCAGGCAGGGCUUGGAUCGAGAGACGGCUGGCUGGUACAACAUCACCGUCUUGGCCAUGGAGGCUGACAAUCCUACUCAAGUGUCCAGGACGGUGCUCAGAAUUCGCAUCCUGGACGUCAACGACAAUCCGCCCGAACUGGCCAUGCCCUACGAAGCCGCCGUCUGUGAGGAUGCCAAGCCAGGCGAGCUCAUCCAGACCAUCAGUGUCGUGGACAGGGACGACCCGCCAGGCGGCCAUCGCUUCUACUUCACGCUGGGCCCCGAGGCCACCGCCAGCCGCCACUUCUCCUUGCUGGGCAUCACAGAUGACACGGCCGGGCUGCACACUCAGCACCUGGGCUUCAACCGGCAGGAGCAGGACCUGUUCCUGCUGCCCAUCCUGGUGGUGGACAGCGGCCCCCCCGCCCUCAGCAGCACGGGCACCCUCACCGUCCGCAUCUGCGGCUGCGACAACACCGGCACCAUCCAGUCGUGCAACACCACUGCCUUCGCGGUGUCCCCUUCGCUCAGCCCCGGGGCCCUCAUCGCCCUGCUGGUCUGCCUCCUCAUCCUCGUAGUGCUGGUGCUGCUCAUCCUGGCCCUGAAGCGCCACCAGAAGGGGCACCUGCCCUCCGAGGAGGACGAGGACAUGCGCGACAACGUCAUCAAGUACAACGACGAAGGGGGCGGCGAGCAGGACACCCAGGCCUACGACAUGUCGGCGCUGCGCAGCCUCUAUGAGUUUGGCGAGACCAAGGGGGGCGAGGAGAAGGGGGCGCCCCCACCGCCCUCGGAACUGCACUCCCUGCCCCAGUGGCGCCAGGCGCCGGACCUCGACUUCUCCCUCUUCAGAGACUACAUCCGCCGUAAAGUGGGGCAGGCGGACGGCGACCCCUCCGUGCCCCCCUACGACUCCUUCCAGACCUACGCCUUCGAGGGGGCCGACUCCCCGCUGGCCUCCCUCAGCUCCAUCGCUUCCCGCUCGACCGGCUCUGAGCAGGACUUCUCCUACCUCGGCGCCUGGGGCCCCCGUUUCCGGCAGCUGGCGGCGCUCUACGCCGGGGCCCGGGCCGAGGAGAGCAGCCGGGAGACCUAGGCCCAGCUGGAGCAGGGCUCCUGGGGCCCA
Pseudonaja textilis is the source of this 2406-nucleotide messenger RNA. RefSeq names its product cadherin 22 (gene CDH22). Gene Ontology annotation, molecular function: calcium ion binding; beta-catenin binding; cadherin binding. Gene Ontology annotation, biological process: calcium-dependent cell-cell adhesion; cell-cell adhesion mediated by cadherin; cell migration. The record is from RefSeq and is a predicted model, not a curated record. Lineage: Eukaryota; Metazoa; Chordata; Lepidosauria; Squamata; Elapidae. Gene Ontology annotation, cellular component: plasma membrane; catenin complex; adherens junction.